This is a messenger RNA of Opisthorchis viverrini, 339 nucleotides long. RefSeq lists its product as hypothetical. The record is from RefSeq and is a predicted model, not a curated record. The transcript has 3 exons. The annotation marks the transcript as partial. Lineage: Eukaryota; Metazoa; Platyhelminthes; Trematoda; Opisthorchiida; Opisthorchiidae.
UACCGUUGUUGGUCCAUUUCACUGGAAAUUUGCCGCGUGCCAGCGCAUCUUAUUACACAUAGCCAUUCAGGGUUCUUUUCCGGACAACUACUGGUCUGUGUAAUGGCUAUGUUUUUUCGGGGAGAGAGUUUUCGAGAGUUUUUCGUAAGGGUUCUAAACAGAGCACCACAUGUGGUUUAUAUCGUGCCACUUGCAGUUGUUUGUUGUGGUGCUGCCAUAAAGAGGCACUAUGAUCAUCGAGUUGCUGGCGUCGAGCGCGUCUUUAAAUACAAAAAACUUUAUUCAAUCAAACGCCAAGAGGAUGUAGAACUAACGAGCGAGAAUCGUGAUUUAUACAAC